AUGAAUGAUGAAUCAGUCCAAUCUUCCUCUUCUCAAGAGGGAAGAGUAUUAUUGGGACAAGGUGCUGAAGGGAGAGUUUUCUUGUUAAAUGAUUAUUUUGGAAAGCGAGCAAUUUUAAAGGAAAGAUUUAGUAAAAAGUAUCGACAUCCAACACUGGAUGUAAAAUUAACAAAACAAAGGCUUGUCAAGGAGGCAAAGAAUGUUUCAAAAUGUAGACAAAUCGGAAUUCAAGUUCCUACAAUUUAUAAUGUUGAUAAAACAAAUAAUCAAAUAUAUAUGGAGUAUAUUGAAGGAUGUUCCAUCAAGGAAUAUUUAAGAAAAUUUGAAGUGCAAGCCAAUAGUUCAGAAGAACAUAUAUGGGACCAAUCCUGUUUAGAAAUAUUUCAUUCAGUUGGAAAGAUUAUUGGAUUGUUACACAAAAACAAACUUGUUCAUGGAGAUUUGACGACUUCAAACAUGAUGCUAAGAAACGGAAAUAUUAACAAUAUUGUGAUGAUUGACUUUGGAUUGAGUUUUACAACAACACUAGACGAAGAUAAGGCUGUGGAUUUGUAUGUUUUAGAAAGAGCUUUACUUUCAACCCAUCCAAAUUCUGAGCGAUUGUUUGAUCAAUUAACGGAAGGUUAUAAAGAAGCUGACCUCAAUCAAUCGAAAACAGUUCUCAAAAAGUUGGACCAAGUUCGACAGAGAGGAAGAAAGAAAUCCAUGAUUGGAUAA
Molecule: messenger RNA, 717 nt
Organism: Naegleria fowleri
Lineage: Eukaryota; Heterolobosea; Eutetramitea; Acrasida; Naegleriidae
Exons: 3
Coding region: 1-717 (238 amino acids)
Biological process (GO): protein phosphorylation
Cellular component (GO): cytosol; EKC/KEOPS complex; nucleus
Molecular function (GO): ATP binding; protein serine/threonine kinase activity
Source: RefSeq, a predicted model, not a curated record